AGCUCUGUGUUUCUGAGGGAACACCGAGCGCCAGCCUCUGAUUCGGUCUCCUGUUACCUGCAGGUGCUCUGGAAACUUCAAAAUGCGACUGGAAGAACUAAAAAGGCUACAGAAUCCUUUAGAACAAGUGGAUGAUGGAAAAUACUUGCUUGAGAAUCACCAGCUGGCCAUGGAUGUGGAGAACAACAUUGAGAAGUUCCCCCUCAGCCUACAGCCCUUGGAGUCAAAAGUGAAAAUCAUUCAGCGAGCAUGGCGAGAGUACUUGCAGAGGCAAGACCCCCUGGAGAAGAGGAGCCCGUCCCCACCCUCCGUCUCCUCAGACAAGCUGAGCAGCUCUGUCAGCAUGAACACCUUCUCCGACAGCAGCACACCCGAUUACCGAGAGGAUGGGAUGGAUCUAGGCAGUGACGCCGGCAGCAGCAGCAGCAGCCGCGCCAGCUCACAGUCCAACUCCACCAAAGUGACCCCUUGCUCCGAGUGCAAAUCCUCAUCGUCGCCGGGGGGCAGCCUGGACUUGGUGUCUGCUCUGGAGGACUAUGAAGAGCCCUUCCCGGUCUACCAGAAGAAGGUGAUUGAUGAGUGGGCUCCGGAGGAGGACGGGGAGGAGGAGGAAGAGGAGGACGAUCGAGGGUAUCGGGAUGACCGCUGUCCGGCCCGGGAGCCCGGGGACGUGAGCGCCAGGAUCUGCAGCAGCGGAGGCGGGAGCAAGAGCGCCACCACCACCAUGCCGUCCCCGAUGCCUAACGGCAACCUCCAUCCUCACGACCCCCAAGACCUCAGGCACAAUGGCAACGUGGUUGUGGCCGGCCGGCCGAGCACCUCUCGGGCUCCCCGCCGAGCCAUCCAGAAGACCCAGCCUCCCGGGAGCCGGCGCGGAGGCCGAGGCCGGGCAACUGGGGGGCUCUGCGUUCAGCCUCCGGACGGCGGGACGUGCGUCCCAGAAGAGCCCCCUGUGCCCCCGAUGGACUGGGAGGCGUUGGAGAAGCAUCUGGCCGGGCUGCAGUUCCGGGAGCAGGAGGUGCGAAACCAGGGUCAGGCGAGGACCAACUCCACCUCUGCACAAAAAAAUGAGAGAGAGUCUAUCAGACAGAAGUUGGCACUCGGGAGCUUCUUCGACGAUGGCCCGGGAAUCUACACCAGCUGCAGCAAGAGCGGGAAGCCAAGCCUUUCCUCCAGGUUGCAGAGUGGGAUGAACCUCCAGAUAUGCUUCGUCAACGACAGCAGCAGUGACAAGGACAGCGAUGCCGAUGACAGCAAGACUGAAACCAGCCUGGACACCCCCUUGUCGCCCAUGAGCAAGCAGAGUUCGUCCUAUUCCGAUAGAGACACGACCGAGGAGGAUUCUGAAUCCCUGGACGACAUGGACUUCCUCACGCGGCAAAAGAAGCUACAAGCCGAAGCCAAAAUGGCCCUUGCCAUGGCCAAACCCAUGGCCAAAAUGCAAGUAGAAGUGGAAAAACAGAACAGGAAAAAGUCUCCCGUCGCUGACCUUCUCCCACACAUGCCUCACAUAAGCGAAUGUCUGAUGAAGAGAAGUCUGAAGCCCACGGACCUGAGAGACAUGACUAUUGGGCAGCUCCAAGUCAUCGUCAAUGACCUCCACUCCCAGAUUGAAAGUUUGAAUGAAGAGUUGGUCCAGCUGCUCCUCAUCCGAGAUGAGUUGCACACAGAGCAAGAUGCCAUGCUGGUGGACAUAGAAGACUUAACCAGACACGCUGAGAGUCAGCAGAAGCACCUGGCAGAGAAAAUGCCCGCGAAGUGAAAAAGGGGUCAUCCGCCAGAGGACGAGCUAGAAUUUAUUUUGCUUCUGUGGUUGUGAAAAA
Molecule: messenger RNA, 1823 nt
Organism: Microtus oregoni (creeping vole)
Lineage: Eukaryota; Metazoa; Chordata; Mammalia; Rodentia; Cricetidae
Product: IQCJ-SCHIP1 readthrough transcript protein
Exons: 11
Coding region: 83-1762 (559 amino acids)
Biological process (GO): positive regulation of hippo signaling
Cellular component (GO): cell junction; plasma membrane
Source: RefSeq, a predicted model, not a curated record